GGAUGACAACAGCGUCGAAUGAUCUUCGCAUUGUUUCCGACCCAAGAGACCUCUACAUCAAUUGCUCUUUGGGCUGUUCAAUUGAGGUUCGAGCUCACUCUUUUACCGCCCAUCUUCACAAGACAGGAUGGAGUCAACUGAGUCUCUAUUUGAGGGACAGAAAUUGGUGAAGCUGCCAACGAUUGUUCACGAUGACCCUUUUGUCAAAGUGGUAAAGACUUUAUCAAUAUACUUUGUUAAUGAAAUUGUCCUUCCUUCAACCUUUGAACAACUACGAACUACAUCUGCGGGAAACAAGAUUCGAAUACUAGUUGAGCAUCUUGUCGAAAAUGUUACCAAUCCUGCCAUUAUCAAUGCAAUCUUGACGUUGAAAUGGCAUUUCUCUGCUCUCGAUUCAGAAUCCGGAAUCAAUGAAACUCGAGCAAGCGCAUGUGAAAUAGUGGCAUGGAGAUUUCUAAGUCGUAUUUCGGAGAGAGAUGCUGUCGAUUUUUGCUUGUACGAACUACCUUCACCUACUCUUCAACGAUCAACAGAUGGUGCAGCAGAACCAGAAGAAAUACAAGCUACGGAACAUUCGACUUUAUUGCCACAAUUCAGAGAACGGGAUUCGCCUCCCGGUACAAGACCACCCAGUCAGAAUAAAAAGACUGAACUCUUGCGGUCUAUUUCACAUAUGGGAUCAUUCUUCACUCAUGAUGACAUGGAUGAUGAUGAGGAUGAUCCAACAUCUUCGUUCACAGGAUUGAAUGCUCUUGAGAUUGCGGCGGUAGCUGAUUGUAAGAAGUUUCUCAGUCAAAGAAUUGUUCAAAAAAUUAUAACCGGUAUUUGGAAAGGAGAUAUAACAUUUUGGGAAAGCUUGAGUGAGCAUACCCAAAAGAAAGCUCAAUUUUAUAAUAGGAAGAAAUCCGAUCCUUUUUCGAGAUUGAGAGUCCCUAGAUAUAUCAAAGCUUUUGAAGUCUUAUUCUUUGCUUCUUUCUUAUUUCUAUACUAUGCAGUUCUUAUUGAACGGAAUCCACAUCACAUCACCCCGCUUGAAAUUGUUCUCUAUGUAUGGUUUGCUGCUUUUGCAUAUGAUGAACUCGGAGAGUUUAUAGAUGCAGGCUCGAUAUUCUAUGGAGUUGAUAUAUGGAACUCUUGUGAUUUGAUGAUUAUCUUGAUAGGGGCUGCUUUUCUACUCACUCGUGUGAUUGGUUUGACGAAGGAUAGUGACAAGAUUAUCGACAUGGCUUUUGAUAUACUGUCACUGGAAGCAUUAUUCAUGGUUCCAAGAAUAUGUUCACUUCUUAGUCUCCAUCCAUACUUCGGUUUAUUGAUCCCUUCCCUAAAGGCCAUGGCGAUUGACUUUCUGAAAUUUAUGCUGGUGGUUUUAAUAUUAUACCUGGGGUUUUUAACAACCUUCACCCUCCUCGCCCGCGAUUCAUUCACCUUAGGCGAGAUGUCUUGGGUUCUUAUCAAAGUAUUCUUCGGAUCCUCAUACCUUGGCUUCGAUAUAAUGAAUCAAAUCUCUCCACAAUUUGGUCCUCCACUCAUGCUCAUUUUCGUCUGUAUGACUAAUAUUCUUCUCAUUACAUCCUUGAUUAGUAUUCUGAGUGAUACUUUUUCAAAAAAAGUCCAUUGUGGAAGAGAAGAAUAUUUGUUUGUGUACUCGGUAUAUGUUCUUGAAGCAUCAACCUCGAACAGACUUACACACUUUUACCCACCACUCAAUCUCAUCCCUCUCAUUCUCAUUAGACCUCUUAGACUCUUCAUGAGUUCUUCUACACUACGCAGGACUCGAAUAGGGCUAUUAAAAGCAACACAUGCGCCAUUUGUACUCGCAAUUAAGAUCUUCGAAGGUGUUAAUGAACAUAUACAAGACCCAUCAUCAUUUCCUCGUACACCAGUUGCUACAGGACCAUCUACACCUCACAGUGGAGCUAAUGGAACCAAUUCUUUUGGAACGACAAGUAUGAGUGGAGAACCAGCAUAUAAAGGAAAAGCGAAGAAGAAAUUCUUGACUAGUAGGACGGGUACAAAUCAAUCGUUACAUUUUUUGGAUGGACCGGGUAUUGGAGCUGGAGAGGCAAGUCCACUUGUUAGUGGGAAGUGGGAGGGGGGUAUCAGGGGGAGGAGAGAGGGAUGUUCUUCUAAUAUGGGUAAUGGUGGACGUAUGAAUGGUAAAGGAAAUGGAAAAAAUAAUAAGAAAUUGGCAUUCGAGGGAGAAGAUAGUGGGUUAGGACAAGAGGAUGAUGAUACAGCACAGAGAACAGGAGAAGAAGAGAGAAUAAGCGAGAGAGAAAGAAGAUUAGAAAAUAAAGUUGAUGAAUUGGGAAAGAAGAUAGAGGAAUUAACUAGGUUGUUUAUGGCGGAUAAAGGAUUGGGUGGGGAUGAUGAGAUGUAAAUAGAUAGAUAAAUGGAUAGAUACACAGGUCGAGAUGGUGGCUAGCUUUGGUAGGGAGGGUGGAGGGUGGAGGGUGUGCAUAGCGGGGUUUGUAUAAUAUCCAAGGAGAUGUUUAUAGAUUGUA
Botrytis cinerea B05.10 is the source of this 2504-nucleotide messenger RNA. RefSeq lists its product as hypothetical. Gene Ontology annotation, biological process: monoatomic ion transport; transmembrane transport. The transcript has 6 exons. The record is from RefSeq and is a predicted model, not a curated record. Lineage: Eukaryota; Fungi; Ascomycota; Leotiomycetes; Helotiales; Sclerotiniaceae. Gene Ontology annotation, molecular function: monoatomic ion channel activity. The coding region runs from base 128 to 2380 and encodes 750 amino acids. Gene Ontology annotation, cellular component: membrane.